Messenger RNA from Pyricularia oryzae 70-15, 2649 nucleotides. Its product is annotated as FAD binding domain-containing protein. NCBI's taxonomy places the organism in Eukaryota, Fungi, Ascomycota, Sordariomycetes, Magnaporthales, Pyriculariaceae. Gene Ontology annotation, molecular function: FAD binding. The transcript has 2 exons. The record is from RefSeq and is a predicted model, not a curated record. Bases 149 to 1711 code for a protein of 520 amino acids.
CUUUCGCUCCUCCUAUAACCUUUCUCCCCGACUACGACCAAAAGUCAAGCCUAGGGAAGCCAUACAAUCGGUUUGUUUCGGUUGUUUGUGAACGGUUCGCCAUUUGACAACCCGACACGACAAAAAGCAAAAGAGAGACAAAAGAAAAAUGCUCGGCUCACAAACCCUGCCCACCGUGGCGGCCGUCCUGGCGGCCGUGGUAUCGGCCUCCCCCGUCUCGGGUCGCGAGGUCGCCACAGUGCCCGACGACUUGACCGGCGAGCUCGGCUGCGAGGCCCUGAAGCUCGUCUACGGCUCCGGAAGCGUCUUCCUGCCCGGGGAUGCAGAGUACGCCGAGGAGGCGGCGGCGUUUUGGUCCAACACGCAGCUCAUGUCGCCGACGUGCAUCUUCCGCCCGACCUCGGCGGAGCAGGUGGCGUCGGCGGUGGUGGGCAACAGCGGCACGGGCACGCAGUGGGCAGUCCGCGGCGGCGGGCACAUGGGCAUCCGCGGCGCCAACAACAUCGACAAGGGCAUGCUCAUCGUCAUGUCGGGCAUCAAGACGCUCCGCAUCUCGGAGGACCGCACGGCCGUCCACGUCGGGCCCGGCAACAAGUGGGGCGACGUGUACGACUACCUGGCGCAGUUUGACGUCGCCGUCGCGGGCGGUCGGCUCGGCCCCGUCGGCGUCCCCGGUCUGCUGCUCGGCGGCGGCGUCAGCUUCUACGGCCACCAGGCCGGCUGGUCCGCCGACAACGUGCUCGAGUACGAGGUCGUGCUGGCCGACGGCCGCACCGUCGCGGCGUCGGCCGACGAGAACCAGGACCUGUUCUGGGCCCUCAAGGGCGGCAGCGCCAACUUUGGCAUCGUCACCGACUUCAAGCUGCGGACUUUUCCCUCCAAAAAGGUCUGGGCCGGCGUCUACACCGUCUCGGGCGAGCACAUGGCCGCGUUCGAGGAGGCCGUCGCCAGGUACUCGUCGGAGCCGCAGGAUCCCCUCUCCCACGCCGUGCCCAUGGUCAUCCCCAUGGCGGGCGGCGUGACGGUGGCGUCGGUGAUCCUCUUUUACGACUCGGAGACGGUCUCGGAGCCCGAGUGCUUCAGGGACUUUUUGGCCAUCCCGCCCAUCUCGCCACCGACGACGGCCUUCAAGACGGUGGCCGAGUUCGCCAAGGAGAACGGUGCGCUCGUGGUGCCCGGGGUCAACGACGUCUUCCUGGCCGGCACGACGGUGGGCAAGACGCAGGCCGAGCUGCUCGAGGGCGUGCAGAUCACCAACAAGGUCUUCCUCGACGCGGUGCCGGCCCUGCACGCGGCCAUCGGUGGGGCCGACAAGAUGGUGCUUAACAGCAUCAACUGGCAGCCCAUCGGCGCGGCGUGGCAGGCGGCCUCGGAGAAGAUGAACCCGGCCGGCAACGCGCUCGGCAUCGACACGGCGGCCAAGGGCACGUACCUCGCCUGGGCGCUGGCCAUCGAGUGGGUCGACGGGCCCGGCCACGACGAGAUUGUCGACAAGUGGGUCAGGGAGACCAUCGCCGCCAUGGAGGAGGCCACCAAGGCCGCCGGGCUCUACGAUGCCUUCAACUACAUGGGGGACGCCGCCGGGUUCCAAGAGGUUUAUGCUGGAUACGGCGAGGAGAACCAGAAGAAGCUGUUGGAGAUUUCGAGAAAGUACGACCCCGAGAGGGUCACGCAGAAGCUGUGGCCUGGCGGUUUCAAGGUCGGCGUCUAAUGGUGUUGGGGCGUAUGACUCGUCCAAGCAUAAAAGGGUUUCUGUGAUGCGCAGUCGCUGUCCAACCCAGUUAAUAAUAAUUGUAAUAUUUUUCUCGGUAUACUUGCGUCGAAUUGCGUUUACAGCAAUCACACUCUAUACGUUUAUGCUCCGGCCGGUCAUUUUUUAAACCACGUUCGGCAAAACCACGGUGCAAGGCCCGUCGUGGGAGGUGAUUAUUGUAGUAGCUUGGCUUUUGUCGGUUGUGAAUGGAUCCAGCCGUGUAUUGUCGACAUCGCUGAUCAUCAGUCUUUGGAAACAAAGCAUUGGCCACAAUAGGAGACGGACUAAAGCAACUCUUGUGAUGGAAGUCUGAAUGACAUGGCAGCAAAAACAUGAUGCAAUCCUGCAUGCCCAGAAACGAACAAGUAAGUACCACAGCUGCUCUGACACAGACUUUACUCCGCAACUUGGUAUUACUCUCGACACAAAGUUUACGCUCCCUGCCAAGAAACUCUUUUGAAACACAAAUUUCCACGAACAAAAAGUCCCGUUGACCCUUUCUUUCUUGUAUCUUUGAACGCACACCAAAAAAAAUGCUGCAGCAACGCAUACACACUAUGUACAAAGAGAAUUGAACCAAACUCCCCACCUCCCCGAUAUUUCCCCCCAAAAAAAUGUACGCUUAUAUAACCAUGAGACUAGCGUUCAAGAGACCAUGCAUUUUUCUUUUCGUAGACUAUUUGGGAGCAGGUGCGGGAGCUGGAGCUGGAGCAGCUUCGGGUGCCGGGGCGGGAGCAGGAGCAGGAGCAGGGUUAGCGGCGCCCUCGGCCGGAGGAGCAGCAGGUGCCGCCGCGGCCGGGGGAGCAGCCGGUGCAGCAGCUGGGGGAGUGGCUGCGGGAGGAGCGGCCGGGGUUGCUGCAGGGGGAGCCGCCGCCGGAGGAGCUGCUGCCCCGUCG